AUAAUUUAAACAAUGCUGAAAACAUACUUACUUUGCGAAUGGUUUUACAAAGUUCGAUGCCACUCGUCAAUAAAGAUAUUGCAAGCAAUUUGUUAAAAUACGACAAGAAAUUGGGGAAAAAUAAAAUGUGUUUCGAAUGGUUUAAUAGUCGUUUUGUUGAUGCAUUAGUAAAUGGUUAUUGGAUUUUGAUUGAAAAUUUUAAUUGUUGCAGCGUUUUCUUCACGAUAUAUGAUGAUUACGGCAGUGUUUCACGGGCUGUGUGUAAUCGUUCAGUGGAAUUAUACUUACUAAUGAAUGAGCUUGGUUCAAAUUAA
Molecule: messenger RNA, 314 nt
Organism: Loa loa (African eye worm)
Lineage: Eukaryota; Metazoa; Nematoda; Chromadorea; Rhabditida; Onchocercidae
Exons: 3
Source: RefSeq, a predicted model, not a curated record